AUGAUGGACUCUCCAGAACCCAGCUGUGUGUCUCUGAAGAGUGACGGAUCAAUGCAUCAUCCUCCUGAACUCAGUGAUGAACCAAUGACCUCUGACCUCAGUGAUGGAGCGGUGACCUCUGACCCCAGGAUGAUCAGACGAAGAAUAUCAUCUUCAGAACCCAGCUGUGUGUCUCUGAAGAGUGACGGAUCAAUGCAUCAUCCUCCUGAACUCAGUGAUGGAGCGGUGACCUCUGACCCCAGAGACGAUCAGAUACGAGCCCAGGAUCCUCCUCAAGCAGUGAAUGAUGAACUACAGAGAGUCAAAGAGCAGCACAAAACCAGCAUGAAGAACAAGUAUGAGAGAUUAUUUGAGGGACUGAAACUCCAGGAGAAUGAAAGCCUCCUGAACAGCAUCUACACACAGCUCUACAUCAUAGAGGGAGAGAGAGAAGGAGUGAAUGAAGAACAUGAGGUUUUACAGAUGGAGAAAACAGCCAGAACACAACACUCACAAGACGCUCCAAUCUACUGCAAUGACAUCUUUAAAGCCUCCGCUGAAGCAGGAUGUGAGGAGAAAGAGCAGAUCAAGACUGUUCUUUCUAAAGGCAUCGCUGGAAUCGGAAAAACCGUCUCUGUGCAGAAGUUCAUUCUGGACUGGGCCGAGGGAAAAGCCAAUCAGGAUGUAGAUUUCAUGUUUGUGCUUCCAUUUCGAGAGCUGAACUUGAUCCGAGAUCAUCAGUACAGUCUUCACAGACUUCUGCUGGACUUUCAUCCUGAACUUCAAGAUCUGGACUCACAGAUUUAUGAGGAGUGUAAAGUUGUGUUCAUCUUUGAUGGUCUGGAUGAAAGCAGAAUCACACUUAUGUUUUCAGACGCUCAGAAAGUUUGUGAUGUGACUGAGACUUCAUCAGUGGCUGUGUUGAUGUCAAAGCUGAUGAAAGGAGAGCUGCUUCCCUCUGCUCUCAUCUGGAUCACCUCCAGACCAGCAGCAGCCAAUCAGAUCCCCUCCAAAUACAUCCACCGUCUGACAGAAAUUCAGGGAUUCACUGAGCCUCAGAAGGAGGAAUAUUUCAGGAAGAGAAUCAGUGAUGAGCAUCAAGCCAGCAGAAUCAUCUCACACAUCAGAAGAGCAAGAAGCCUCCACAUCAUGUGCCACAUCCCCGUCUUCUGCUGGAUCUCAUCCACUGUGCUUCAGAAGCUCCUGGAAGAAGAUCUGAGUGCAGAAAUCCCUCAAACUCUGACUGAAAUGUACAUCCACUUCCUGCUGAUUCAGAUCAACAUGAGGAAGCAGAAGUAUGAAGAGAGAGAUCCAGAGAAACUCCUGCCGUCCAACAGAGAAGUGAUUGUGAAACUUGCUGAAGUGGCUUUCAAACAGCUGAUGAAGGGCAAUGUGAUGUUCUAUGAGGAGGACCUGAUUGAGAGCAGCAUAGACGUCACUGACGCCUCGGUGUAUUCUGGGAUUUGCACUGAGAUCUUUAAGCAGGAAUCUGUGAUUCAUCAGAGGAAAGUCUACAGCUUCAUUCAUCUGAGCGUUCAGGAGUUUCUCGCUGCUUUCUAUCUGCUUUACUGCUAUUUAAGAAAGAACAAGAAAACACCGCAUGAAUUCAGAUCUCCUCUGCGUAAAUUCAUACUUUCACUUUUAUUCCUGCAUUCUAAAGAUGACUCUGAUAAAGUCUCUCUGUAUGAUCUACUAACAUCAGCAGUAGAUAAAUCUCUCAAGAGUAAGAAUGGACGUCUGGAUCUGUUCCUGCGGUUCCUGCUGGGCGUCUCACUGGAGUCCAAUCAGAGACUCUUACAGGAUCUACUGACACACACAGAGAACAGCUCAGAGACCAUCAGAGACACCACACAGUACAUUAAAGAGAGGAUCACAGAUGAUGAUAAUCUCUCAGCUGAUCAGUCGAUCAAUCUGUUCCUCUGUCUGCUGGAAGUGAAAGAUCAGACUCUGUUCAGAGAGAUUCAGGAGUUUGUGAAAUCAGACAAACACUCAGAGAAGAAACUCUCUCCUGGUCACUGCUCAACAAUCUCCUACAUGCUUCAGAUGUCAGAGGAGACACUGGAUGAACUGAACCCCAUGAAAUACAACACAUCAGAUGAGGGGAGAAGAAGACUGAUACCAGCUGUGAUCAACUGCAGAAAAGCUCUUCUUGCUGGCUGUAAUCUCACUGCUCAGUGUUGUGAGAGAUUGUCAUCAGCUCUACAAUCCUCAAACUGUGUCCUGAGAGAGCUGGAUCUGAGGAACAAUGACCUGCAGGACUCUGGUGUAAAGUUUAUUUCUGAUGGACUGAAGAGUCCAAACUGUCAGCUGCAGAUACUGAGUCUUGCUCUCUGUAAUCUCACUGCUCAGUGUUGUGAGAGAUUGUCUUCAGCUCUACAAUCCUCAAACUGUGUCCUGAGAGAGCUGGAUCUGAGGAACAAUGACCUGCAGGACUCUGGUGUAAAGUUUAUUUCUGAUGGACUGAAGAGUCCAAACUGUCAGCUGCAGAUACUGAGGUUGUCUGGCUGUAUGGUGACAGAGGAAGGCUGUGGUUAUUUGUCUUCAGCUCUGAGUUCAAACCCCUCACACCUGAGAGAGCUGGAUCUGAGCUACAAUCACCCAGGAGAAUCAGGAGUCAAGCUGCUCAAACACAAACUGCAGGAUCCAAACUAUAAACUGCAGAUACUCAAUGUGGAUCAUGGAGGAGAGAAGAGGAUGAGAGCAGGACCACGAAAGUAUGCCUGUGAUCUCACACUGGAUCCAAACACAGCAAACACUCGACUCGUUCUGUCUGAUGAGAACAAGAAGAUCACACAUGUGGAAGAUCAUCAGCCGUAUCCUGAUCAUCCAGAGAGAUUUGAUGUGUAUCCUCAGGUUCUGAGUGUUGAGAGUCUGACUGGACGCUGUUACUGGGAGACUGAAUGGAGCGGAGAUGAUGCUGGUAUAUCAGUGUCAUAUAAAGGAAUCAACAGGAAAGGAGGAGAGAGUGACUGUGUGUUUGGAUGCAAUGACAAAUCCUGGAGUCUGUACUGCUUUAAUAACAGUUUCUCUGUCCAGCACAAUAAUAACGACACUGAUAUCUCUGCUGUCCGUUCAUCCUGUAAGAGAGCAGGAGUGUAUGUGGACGUGUCGGCCGGCCCUCUGUCCUUCUACAGCGUCUCUGACACACACACACUCACACACUUACACACAUUCAACACCACAUUCACUGAACCCCUCUACGCUGGGUUUGGGGUUAUUUAUCCUGGUUCCUCAGUGUCUCUGUGUGAUAUUAAAGGAUAGAGAGACUCUUUCUGAUGUUCACAUGCACACAAACUCAUCUAAUCUCACAUCACUACAUUUCUUAUUCAUUUUUAAUUUGUUUUUCAUCAUCAUACGGAAGUUAUGAAUCUAGAUCAGACUCUCAUACUGUUCUGAAUCUUUAAUAAACAGAGUAAUAUGUGUGCUUUAAUAUUUCUAUUGUAAACUGCUCAUCAAAUGUAAUAAAAGUCCAUGAGUGACUCAUUUGAUCCUGAA
Carassius gibelio (silver crucian carp) is the source of this 3474-nucleotide messenger RNA. Its product is annotated as NACHT, LRR and PYD domains-containing protein 3-like. Gene Ontology annotation, molecular function: protein binding. The record is from RefSeq and is a predicted model, not a curated record. Lineage: Eukaryota; Metazoa; Chordata; Actinopteri; Cypriniformes; Cyprinidae. The transcript is spliced from 8 exons. Bases 1 to 3240 code for a protein of 1079 amino acids.